AUGCACACCACAAAUUCAAAAAAUGAACAUUUGGAGAAGAGAUCUGAUCAGGUAAAAACUUUACUUCAGAUCCUCAACGAUCCUAAGAGUAGCACAUAUGACCAAGCUAAGGGAACCCUGUCAGAAACACAGGAAAUGGUACCACAGACGAAUAAACAGUCACAUAUUUCUUGUCCUCCACAAGGAAUAGUGAAUAAAAUAAUUACAAAUGGAGUUAUACUCUGUAUGCUGUGGUGUUUAACCUGGACAUUCUCAGGCUCUGAAGCUCUUCCUGGUGGAAAUUUAUUUGGACUAAUAAUUAUUUUUUGUAGUGCCUUUCUUGGGGGGAAAUUUUUGGAAAUCAUUAGAAUACCUUCAGUGCCUCCACUUCCACCCCUUCUUGGGAUGUUACUGGCUGGUUUUAUGAUCAGGAAUAUUCCAUUCAUUGGCAAACAUGUCCAAGUACAUAACACAUGGUCUGCAACUUUAAGAAACACUGCCCUUACCAUUAUCCUAAUACGAGCUGGGCUUGGACUUGAUCCACAGGCUUUACAACAUUUGAAAACUGUUUGUUUAAGAUUGUCUUUCGGUCCAUGCAUCUCAGAGGCAUGCGCAGCUGCUGUUUUUUCCCACUUCAUUAUGCAGUUUCCUUGGCAAUGGGGAUUUCUAUUAGGUUUUGUACUAGGUGCUGUCUCUCCUGCUGUUGUUGUUCCUUCCAUGCUGCUUUUGCAAGAAAAGGGAUAUGGCAUUGAGAAAGGCAUCCCAACCUUACUAAUAGCUGCUAGCAGUUUGGAUGACAUCGUGGCUAUCACUGGGUUCAACACGUUCUUGAGCAUAGUCUUCUCUUCAGGUGGUGUAAUUGAUAAUAUUCUGUCAUCUUUGUGGGACAUACUUGUUGGUGUGCUGGUAGGAACUGUUUUGGGAUGUUUUAUUCGAUAUUUUCCAAGUGCUGAUCAGGAAAAACUUUCAUUGAAGAGGGCAUUCCUUAUUUUGAGUAUGUGUAUUUCUGCUGUCUUAGGCAGUCAACGUAUUGGUUUACAUGGAUCUGGAGGAUUAUGCACACUAGUGUCAUCUUUCCUUGCAGGGACAAAAUGGUCCAAAGAUAAGAUUAAGGUCCAAAAUAUUGUUGCACAAACCUGGAAUGUUUUUCAACCUCUUCUUUUUGGUUUAGUUGGAUCAGAAGUAACUGUUUCAUCUCUUGAAUCAAAUACUAUUGGGCUGUGUGUUAUUACCUUGAGUUUGGCAGUGUGUGUUCGAAUUUUAAUGACAUUUGUAUUGAUGUGUUUUGCUGGUUUUACUUUUAAGGAGAAAAUAUUUAUUGCUUUAGCGUGGUUGCCCAAGGCAACAGUCCAGGCUGUUUUAGGUCCUCUGGCUCUAGAAACAGCAAGGCUCUCCAAUUUCAACUUGAUACCGUAUUCAAAGGAUGUGAUGACAGUAGCAUUUUUAGCCAUCUUGAUCACGGCUCCAAAUGGGGCUCUACUUAUUGGCAUUCUGGGGCCCAAAAUACUUACACGCCAUAAUGAUCCAGACAAAAUAAAACUGCAUUUGCCAAAUGAAGCCCAUCAUUAAAAAGCUUAUUUGCCAUUGCCCACCUGCUUGUUUUAAUGAAUUAUCUCACAUGAAAGAAAAAUAUUAAAGUACAAAUAUAUGGAGACUGUACAUAGAACCCAGGAUUUAGAAAAUAUGUGAUUUCUCUACAAGAGCUUUUCUCUGAUUUUUGCUUCUAAAGUAAAUUUAAUAAAAACAGUAUUAAAUGGAAUGUUCUCUUAGUAUUUACAUAUUUCAAAAACAAAGUUAAUCUGUA
Messenger RNA from Marmota monax (woodchuck), 1783 nucleotides. It is a transcript of the gene Slc9b1, whose product is annotated as solute carrier family 9 member B1. Gene Ontology annotation, cellular component: membrane. The record is from RefSeq and is a predicted model, not a curated record. Gene Ontology annotation, molecular function: antiporter activity. Gene Ontology annotation, biological process: proton transmembrane transport. The transcript has 11 exons. Bases 1 to 1548 code for a protein of 515 amino acids. Lineage: Eukaryota; Metazoa; Chordata; Mammalia; Rodentia; Sciuridae.